Drosophila navojoa is the source of this 1452-nucleotide messenger RNA. RefSeq names its product NAD kinase 2, mitochondrial (gene Nadk2). Gene Ontology annotation, biological process: NAD+ metabolic process. The record is from RefSeq and is a predicted model, not a curated record. Lineage: Eukaryota; Metazoa; Arthropoda; Insecta; Diptera; Drosophilidae. Gene Ontology annotation, molecular function: NAD+ kinase activity. Gene Ontology annotation, cellular component: mitochondrion.
AUGAUAUUACAUUCAACCACACUCAACAUGUUGAAGUCCAAGCAAUUGCUAAAACAAUGGGUAAAAGAAUGUGCUAGCUUUUCGCCCGCAAAUUUUAAACUGAAGCGCGCCUUGAUUGUGUCCAAGCUUUCACGGUAUGAGUUUGAGCAAAUGCGUCAUCCGGAUCUCUCGCGGGAACAGCUGGAGCAGAAGCUACGAGAUCGCGGCACCGAUGUGGAGAACAUGCUCUACUUGCAUAACCUGCACAAGGAUUUCGAGCGUCGCAUCGUACGCAGCUUCAGGAAUGUUGGCUGCGAGGUAAAGCUGUCGAGCAGACUUGAAUUUAGAAGCUCUCUGAGCAAGGAUGUGAUGAGCUGGGCUGAUGUUAUUGUGCCCGUUGGCGGUGAUGGUACCUUUUUGCUAUCAGCGAAUCGUGCCAGUCCCCUCUUUGCCCUCAGCCAGCAGAAAACACCGAUUGUUGGCUUCAAUUCCGACCCACAGCACUCGGAAGGACGGCUGCUGCUGCCCAAACACUACUCCGAGAAUCCCGAGGAGGCAGUCAAUCGCAUUAAAUCCGGCGACUUUAAGUGGGUGCAUCGAUCACGCAUACGCACCACCAUGCUGGGCAAUAAUGGCGCUAUACCCGAGUCCACGGAUCUAUUCAGACAUACAGCGGUUAAAAUGGAGCAGGUUGAUACAGCGCCAGAGGAAUUGGAUUGGAAAAUGGCUGACAAGUAUAAAGCUAAAAUGAAGCGAAUUCUACCAUACUUGGCAUUAAACGAGGUUUUCAUUGGAGAACAACUUUCGGCACGCGUGUCGCAUUUGCAGCUGGUGCUCAAUCAUCAGGAUGUGGUUAAUAAAACCAAAUGCUCGGGGCUAUGCGUCAGCACAGGCACUGGCUCCACUUCGUGGCAUACGAGCAUCAAUCGGAUUACCAGCAGCGAUGUGGACGAUCUGCUCAAAUCACUGCCCAAUAGCUGUGCACCGCAAAUUCUUCAAUUGCGUGCAAAUGUUGAGGAAAUCGCUCAGUGCUACAAUCAGGGACUGCUUUUCCCACCUGAUGAUCCGCGUCUAUGCUACUCCAUACGCGAGCAGAUCUGUGUAGGCGUUUGGCCUUCACCAAAGACAUUUAAGGCACGGGACUUUGUGCAGACCGUGUUUAUAAAAUCGCACUGCAUGGAUGCCAGUCUGGUCAUUGAUGGCAGUAUCUCGUAUCCAUUUAACGAUGGCGCCAAGGUGUUGCUCGAGAUUCAUCCAGAGGAUGCGCUGUUAACCAUCGCCCUAGACUGAAAAAAAACCUUAAACACUAAACCCAAGUGCCUGCUUCACAUAUAAAUUAAAGGCUGCUACAGCUGCAUUUUUUUAAUACGUCUGAAUUUAAAGUACGUACAUAUUUGUAUGCGGAACUGCUUAUUAGUUGUAAGCUCAAAAGUUAUUUGUUAUUAAAUUACACAGAUAUAUACAUAUAUGUUA